Molecule: messenger RNA, 1932 nt
Organism: Coturnix japonica (Japanese quail)
Lineage: Eukaryota; Metazoa; Chordata; Aves; Galliformes; Phasianidae
Source: RefSeq, a predicted model, not a curated record
GGUGGCCUCUCAGCUGGCAGCCUUGCACCUGAUGUCCAUCUGGAGCUGCUCUUGCUCUCAGUCCUUUCUCAGUAGCUCUUAUGCAAAAUUCAAGUCCUUGGAAUGAGCAAUAACUCUUGCACUUGUCUGAAAAUCAAGUGGGAUUAUAAUCUUUUAACAAACCUGAAUGAUCAGGUUUGCUGGCCUUACUCCGACCCCAGGCUGAUGUGUUAUCAGAGUCCUACGUUGCUAUGCACAGAGAAAAAAACAUCGCUAGAGACUUCUGCGACAACUUCUGCUGUCGCCAUCUGGGGCCCCACUCACUCAUCUCUGACUCUCAACAGCAGCAGAGCAGGAGCAGCAAACAUGCUGCUGCUGGCAGCUCUGCUGGUCGCAACUGAGUGGUCUUAUGGAUUUGAGUGGGGAAUUCCCAUACAGAGCCCUAUAUCCAUCACCAAGUCACAAGGAAGUAUGCGUCUGCAAUGUCAUUUUAGAGACUUCCUAGAAAAUUUUCAUAACACUGUCAUACACUGGUAUCAACUGAAAGAGAAUAAUCCUCCAAAGAGGCUACUCUUCUUUGCAGGAGGGAAAACUACAGUGGAAAGUGGCUUUGCAGGGAAUAAGUACAUGGUAGAUAAUGUUUCUAGUCGGAAUCUGUCCAUUCUGACAAUAAACGAUGUAAGCCCGGAUGAUGCUGCUACAUACUACUGUGCCUACUGGGACCCGCACCAUGAGAGAUUCUCAGAGACCUUCGGCACAGGAACUAAGCUGAUUGUCUCCGACAAAGUGAAUUCACCACCAGAGAACUUUGAAAUCCUGCAGGAGGAACACGAGAGACAAGUGGUGUAUGUUUGUCUUAUUGAGAAAUUCUACCCAGAAGUUAUUCGGGUGAAAUGGACCGAUGAAGCAAAUAAGGAGGUAACACAGAACGUAGUAAAAGGAGAUGUCUGGAAGUCUCCAGAUGAGGAUAAGUACUCAGUCAGCUCCUGGUUAUCCGUGUCACUGGAGAGCAAAAACAAGAAAUAUUUUUGCAAUUACGAGCAUGAAAGUGGAGAGCAUUCACUGCCCACACAAGCUUUUUCAGAGAGCUCUCCUUGGGAGCAGGAGGACUGUGGCACUCUAUCUGGAAACAGCACAGUUUUUAACAGAGAUCACUUGACGCACAAGGCAGCGCAGUUGGUGUACGUUGUUUUGCUUCUGAAAAGCUCCAUGUACUAUGUCAUCGUACUCUUCUUCUUCUUCACGUACAGAACAAAGAGUGCAGCUAAGCCCUCGGGAAAGAAAACAUAAAUACUGGCUUUGGAAAGGUCUAUAAGGUUGUCUUCAAUUUGCUAUGCUGUAUAAUUAUCUACAUAGGCUCUACUGCUCUGUGCGCUAGAUAUAAUCAAAAACAAAUACCAAGAGAGAAGGCAAAUAGGGUCUGCUGUGCUUUACUGAUGGUGUUUCCCUAAUCUUUUCUGAGUACUGAACUGAGGUGGAGGUGAGCAAAUGAAGUAAGUUUACAUAGCCUGGGUUUUAGUAGGAACUCUGUAAUGCAAGGUGAGGAACCUCCUCCUGCUUAAAGUACUUUUGCAUGCAUAAGCAGAGGUGUAAUGGAGCUUUCAAAAUAUAAAAGAUCAGUGCAUUUUAUCAUUGCAUUUUAGGAUUAAUUAGGAGCAUUCCAACUAGACAUGAUGUUUAAAAUAAAAGAUAUUACUUUGUAGCAAGUUAGAUGAACAUAAAAGCAAUUCUAACCUUGUUUGGAGAAAUUGUUUCAAAUUCAUCAAAACCUUAAAUCUGGUGCUUCAAUAGAGAAAGCGUUCUCACAGUACAGGAAAUAUUCUCAGAUGUUGUACUUUGAACUCUUCAUCUCCAGAUUCUGCAGAUUUGGGGCUAAGUACCACAGCCUUGGAGAUGAAUGUCUGCACCAAAUCUGUAAUGAUGUAGAGCAAUAAAAGCUUUCCUUGAGAUGCA